AUGAGUCAUAAACAAGAAUUUUCAUAAACUCUUUGGGAUUAAUUCAAAUUAUCAAUAUUUAAUGUCGCUUAUUAAAUUGUAGGCCAAAACACCCAAUCUUUGUAAACCACAAUUUUAUUAUCUCUCAUUUAAUUUAUUCAGCUUAUAUAUUUACCCUUUUAAAUCUAACUUUAAUCGGCUUGGCAUAAUGUGGCUUUAUCAGGGGAAAUUCAACAGUUUUUGCAGUAUUUUACUAUAAUAAGGAUGUUAAACCAGCAAAAAACCUCAACAUAUUUGGUUGGAUUGUACAUUGCGAUUAGUGUUGUGCUAUUAAUUGCAGUUAUUGUAAUUAUGGCCACUAUUUUCAAAUAACUACUCAAUAACCAAUUUUUGAGAGUGGUACUAAGCAUAGCCUUGAAAUUGUUCAUGACGGCUGGAUUUGUUGAAAUUUUGAGAUUACAUUUAGGAUUUUUAGUUUGUAAACGAGAUAGCAAUGGUUAAUUAAAAAUGUUGUACACAACAGAUUAAGAAUGUUGGACGAGUGGUUACAUAAUUCAUGUCUGCGUAGUAAUAUUUUCAAUAGCAAUAAUGUUCCUGAUUGUAGUAAUUGAAUCAAAACUCUUUAUUGAGAUUAGAAAUAAUAAAAAGAAUGCCUUUUCAUAAAGAGAAGGAUCUACGUACACAUUUAUGUUUGUGCAUGCAUCACUCUCAAUGUUACUGUAUUGUUUGUUAGAACAACCAAAAUACUCAGUAGUUGUAAUUCUAAUUUAAGUUCUAACAAGUUUCUUAUUCUUUUACAAAAUUCGUUUAAAAAGACCUUUCUACAACAGACUUGUUUAAAAGCUAUGGUCUGCAAUUAGUGGUUUAGUUUUUUAUACGAAUUUUAUGCUAUUAGCUGCAUUUACAUUUGAGCAUUUAAUCUUAAUAGGCACCAUAAAGGGUUGGUUGGUGACUUUGCCAAUGCUCUUGGUUAUUCUCCUGCAAGAACAAAGAUAAAAUAUCAAUUUGCUAUAAGCUAAUUUGAUUUAAUAGCUCUCCAGUUAAGAAAUAAUUUGGCUUUCAGACUUUUUGAUUGAUUUAUGUGAAGAUUUUGAAAAGGAUCAAAAUAAGGAAAUUCUAAUAUUAGGAUUUUUGGAAGUCCAUAAACAAACUUGUUUAAAUCCUCAAUGUGCAAUUAAGACAUCAUUUGAACUGUCUAAAAAGUUUAAGGAUAAUAGUAAAUAUUCAGAUACAAGAAUGAUUCUAAAAGAUAUUAUUGAUUAAACCUACUAACUAGCCCUUCAAAUUUACCCUCAAAGUAUUGAUAUCAGACUACAUUAUGCUUCUUACCUAUUAGACACUUUGGAAUAAGGCUAGAAGGCAUUAAUUGAGUUGAAUAAAGCAGAAGCUUGUUAUCCUUCUUUUGGAUAGUAAUAUUUGAUAUUCAAGAUAAAGAAAACUAUUGAGUAAACAUAUCAAAAAUCUUCAAUCGCAGCAAAAGAAGUUUACUACAUUAAAACAAUAGAUAGAGGCAUCAAAUAUUAAUAUCAAUAAAUUAAAUAGUUAACUGAAGAAUGCACUUAUCGUAAAAUUUAGUUUUGGAAUACAUUGUUAGAUGAAAAUCCAAAUUUAUCAUUACUACAAAUUUUUGGUAAUCAAAUACUUUAAUCGAUUCAUUUAUUAAAUAAAUAAUUAUUUAAACUUCUAAGAGGUAAUCUUUAAGAUGCAUAAAUUUUUAAAUUAUUAGAAAAAUUUAACAAAUAUGUUCACUAAUUAGAUGCCUUCAAAAGUGUACAAAAAGCAAAUAAGAAGAUAUUAGUUUAACAAUAAUCUGAACGCUAAUUUUUGAAAAAUCAAGAUGAAUUAAGCUAAUAUUCUUAACCAGUAAUAAUUUUGGAAUUAUUUGGUAAAGCCAAUCAACCUACUAUAAUAAGAAAUAUCAAUUAGGCCUUCCAUUCUUUAUUAGGGUAUUCUAAGACUGAUCUAAUUGGCAAACCUAUAUCACAAAUUCUGCAAGAUAAGUACUGUAAAUUGCACAGUGUCUUUGUUGAAGAUUAUUUUUCUUCAUUAAGAUCAGAUCAAGUUUAUGAAACGUCAGAAAGAUCUUAAUUUUUGGUAGCUAGAACUAAUUAUAUUAUUUAGACUUUCAGCACUAACUCAAUAUAUUUGUCUGAUAAAGGUAUUUUUCAGUUCUGCAGAUUGAGAUAGGAUUAGUGUUUUAGUAAUUGGGCAUACUUAAUUUUUAAUCUUGAUGGAAAAAUAGAGAGCAUUUCAGCAACUUGCAUCUCUAUUCUUAAUUUAGAUUUACGUUAGUUGCAAAUUAGAUAACUUACAAUAUAAAAACUAUUCCCAAAUCUUAUGGAUAAUAUGGAUGAUUAUCUUAACAAGAUGAAUGUGAUUGUUUUUGAAAAUUCUAUAACUUCUCUGACCAAAAGUUCCGAUUUUGAUGAAAAAUAAAAUGAUUAGAUUACUCCUUCGAUAUAUUAUGGAUAAUUAUACGAAAUAUCUGCUAAAAAUUACUAGUUUACGUAAUAGGAUUUAAGAUAAUAGAUCUAUGGAUAUUAUUUAAAAGUGUAAAUAAAUGAGCAAUUAGCACCCAAGGAAAAUUAUCUUAUCAAAAAGAAUAUUCUUACUCAUUAAUUUAAAUAUUCAAUUGAAUAAAACUCAUAUAUCUUUGAACAUUUAGGUUAACAAAAUUCCAAUUAUGAAUCUAUCAAAAAUGAUAGUGAAGUCUAAGAUGACCCAAAGGUUUGUGUAUUCACUCAGUAAAGUUUUCAAAAUAGGAAAUAGCCUUCUGUGACUAUUGUAACAUAAUAAGGAUUAGGUCAUGAUAUCAGGACUUUGAGAUUGUUUCGGGGAGAAAUUAAGGAGAUAAUUGAUCUAGAUUAAGAUGAAGAAGAUGAUGAAUAAAUAAGAGAAUAAACUUAAAAAUUAGAAAUCUAAGAUUAAAAAGAACAGUCUCAAUAAAUCAAAAUAUCUAAUCAGCAAGAGCUAAUGAUUCGCCUCUUGAAUAUCCCUUACUCUCCAAUUCUUAAGAAACUCAUUUUUAUUCUAAAUAGUUUAAUGAUUGUAAUGUUUGUUAUUGCUAUCGUUAUGUACUCGAUAUUAAAUCAGACUCAAAGUGAAUUUUAAUCUGCAAUCACUCUUUUAACAGCCUCUAAUUAAAGAUUUGCAUCUAUACUAAAGAUUUAAUCAAAUCUAUAGGAUUUAAGAGGCUCCUAUUUUAAUCUUGAACAAUAUACUAUGAAAGCCACUAACGGUAAGUUUGCUGAAAUAAAUUUUGUUGAGCUUAGCAAUGAAUUAAAUAUUUUAUUAGAAAAUGAUAAGAUUUUAACAUCAGCCAAUAUUUUGAUAAAUGACAAAUAUUAAUCCAUUUUAGAUAUUUUUUAAUCUGCCUUUGUGUAAAUGGUUACAAUUGACAAUUAAUAUCAUAAUUUUACUUACCCUUAGGCUAUUUAGUAAAUGAUAGCUAAGGCUAUCACAUUAAAUGGCUCAAGUUUGUCAAGUUUUGUAGAUGAGAAUGAAGAUUUUCAUUAUUAUCUGCACAAUACUCUGAACUCAUUGCCAAAGUCUCAAUUAGUUUCACAAGCAUAUUACUAUUCGAAUAUUCUAAGUUUAAUUGAUAAUCUUUAUUUUGAAGAAAUCUCCUUUUUUUCUAUUUAGAUGAGUUUUUUAACAUUGAUAUUACUGUUUUUUUAAUUAUACCUUUAUUUUCAUCAAAAAGAGCUUAAAGAGAUUAUUUCUUUGUAUUUAAUGAUCAGGGAAGAUUAAGUUAAAAAGAUUGUAAAUAAAUUUUCAACCUUUAUAUAAUUGCUAUAAAUGAAUGAAAAUGAUGAAAUUGAAUCAAUUGAAGAAGAGCCUGUAGCUUAAGAUGAGUAAGAGUUCUAUUUAGGUUAAUCAAAUAGAAAUAAAAAAAAGAAAUCCGUUUUCGAAAUUAAUAAUUAUAAAAGAGUACAAUUUAUCUCUUUGUCAUUUUUGAUUCUACUGUAUUCUUUUUUUUCUUACUUUUACUUUUCAGCGACUAUAAUUACUGAUUAAACAAACUCAUUAGUACCGUUGGUUAACUUAACAUCCUAUCUGCCAAUACAAUAUAGGUUGAUAGACAAUAGUAUUAAAGAGUUGCUUUAUGACGAAAAUGCAGUCUUAUUUGAUGAGCUUAAUUCAAUAGAGAAAUUACAAACUGAAUUAGAAGGGGUCAAAAAUUUGGAUGCUCAACUUCAUGCGUUGAAUUAAGAAAAUGAAUAGAUUCUAUCAGAUCAAUAUAAAUAGAUAUUCAAUGAAAUUUACAUUCAAAACCCAUGCAAUAUCAUAUUGGCUUAUGAUUCAUCAGUAAAUUAAUCUGCAUGUUUGACUUUUAAUAAAAACAUUUUGUAAGAAGGAUUGUCAAUUGCGAUAACAAAUUUUUUUGAAAAUGCUGAAAACAUAUUGUAAUAAUAUUCUUAUUAUGAUAAAAAUGCUGUAUAUAAUAAUUUAACCUUUAAUAUCAGCACAAAUCAUAGAAGAAAUUACACUCUUAAUAUUUUUAAUACAAGAAUUGGGAAUGCAAAUAGAAAAAUGCAAAAGGUAUUUAUCCGGAUAUGCCACAUGUAACUAUCAAAUGAAUUAGAAAGCUAUUUGAGUUAGCAUUAUUCAAAUUUGGAACUAUAAUUUUCUCUGCUUUUCAUGAUAUUUUGUGUGAUAUCAAUUCUAGUAUAUUUUGUGAGUUGGAUUCCAUUGCAGAUUAGAUUUUAUCAUGACACUAGAAGGGCCAGAGAAAUACAAUCACUUAUUCCGUUGGAUCUUUUUAAUACUUGUUAAUCCUUACAAGUAUAUCUUCGAUGGAUUAAAGAAAAUUGA
Paramecium tetraurelia is the source of this 4794-nucleotide messenger RNA. RefSeq lists its product as uncharacterized. The transcript has 7 exons. NCBI's taxonomy places the organism in Eukaryota, Ciliophora, Oligohymenophorea, Peniculida, Parameciidae. The record is from RefSeq and is a predicted model, not a curated record.